CAAUCAGCUGUGACAGCAAAACAAAGGGUGAAAGAGAGGGCGAAAACUACGCAGAAAUUCCCAAAGAAGCCCUAUGUUUUCGGAAAAACUUAAGAAAACAUCAUAACAAAGUGUUGGUUAAAGAAACAAUUGAAUUUCAUAAACAUAAAACAUGGGAAUGUGUCUUUCUUGCUGCGGCCAGAGCGCCGAGGAAACCAACCUAAUGCCAUCGCCUGAGGAGCGCCGGCAGCAGCAGCUGGAUGCGGCGGAGAAGCGUCGUCAGGAGAACGAACAUCGGGGCAUUAAAAAUCCGGAAAGCGUACGGCGACAGCAACAAAGAGCGGAGGAGCUGCAGCGCCGGGAGGAGGAGGCCGCCCGCCAGGGUCAAGGACAGUCCAAUCUAAGGUGGCAAACGAGCUAAAAGGAGGAGGGAACACCCAAAGCUUAUGAAGCACAUCCACCUCUGUAUGCUAACUGCCUUUGUCCAGGCCUUUUGUACUGCUCCGUAUUUGUAUUGUACGAUAUACACCCCGUAUUCCGGUCUCUAUAUGUAUACCCUUCAUCUUUGUAAUCGGCCACCUUUGAUCUACCAUCAUCGGGACUUUUAGCUGGCGACCAAACUGUACAACCAAAAAUAAAUGUAAACCAAAUUGUUAUCAGUGAUCAUAAAACACAAAAAAAAUCUAAGCACGGCAUAGUUUGACUAAGUCCGGAGGAUUACCUGUGUUCCUUAGUGGAGGAUCUAGCUCAUUUUGUCAUUCCUGUUUUAUUAAAUCUACUAUUAUGUUGAACAUAGCACUUAAAUCAAAAAUAAACCUGUUUUACAUACAUAUCAAGAA
This is a messenger RNA of Drosophila biarmipes, 818 nucleotides long. RefSeq names its product small VCP/p97-interacting protein (gene Svip). Gene Ontology annotation, cellular component: endoplasmic reticulum membrane. Bases 152 to 400 code for a protein of 82 amino acids. The record is from RefSeq and is a predicted model, not a curated record. Gene Ontology annotation, biological process: negative regulation of retrograde protein transport, ER to cytosol; negative regulation of VCP-NPL4-UFD1 AAA ATPase complex assembly; positive regulation of autophagy. The transcript has 3 exons. Lineage: Eukaryota; Metazoa; Arthropoda; Insecta; Diptera; Drosophilidae.